Molecule: messenger RNA, 1232 nt
Organism: Setaria italica (foxtail millet)
Lineage: Eukaryota; Viridiplantae; Streptophyta; Magnoliopsida; Poales; Poaceae
Product: protein SRC2
Exons: 1
Coding region: 86-925 (279 amino acids)
Biological process (GO): defense response
Source: RefSeq, a predicted model, not a curated record
UCCUCCUCCUCCUCUCUCCCUUGAAUUUCUAGCACGACCGAUACAUCGGCUGCUGCGGGCUCCGGCGGUGCGCGGCGCCAAGGCAAUGGCGUACCAGGUGCUGGAGGUGACGCUGAUCUCGGCCAAGGACCUCAAGCGGGUGACGCUCUUCACCAAGAUGCGCGUGUACGCCGUGGCGUCCAUCUCCGGCGGCGACCCCCGGCUGCCGACGCACAGGACGUACGCCGACCGCGAGGGCGGCCGGAACCCGAUGUGGCACGCCCCGCUCCGCUUCACCAUCCCGCCCGCCGCCGACCCGCGCGGCCUCGCGCUGCACGUCCUCCUCCGCGCCGAGCGCGCCUUCGGCGACCGCGACGUCGGCGAGGUGUUCGUGCCGGUCCGCGACCUCGCCGCCGCGGCCCCCGAGGGCAGCGAGCAGCGGCACCUCAGCUACCAGGUCCGCAGCCCCGUCAGCGGCCGCAAGCGCGGCGUGCUCCACAUCUCGUACAAGCUCACCGACGCGCCGGCGGCACCGGACGCCGCCGCCCCCGCGCCGUACGCCCACCGCCAGUACAUGCCGGACCACCCGGCCACGUCCAAGUGGCACAACCACAAGGGCUCCAGCGCGAUCACGGCGUACCCGGUGGCUCCCCGGAGCGGGCCGCCGUACCCGCCGUACGGGCCUCCCUACGGCGGCGCCUACCCUCACCAUCAUCAGUACGGGUACGGCGCGUACGGCUACGGCGCCCCACCGCUGGGGGUGGCGUACGGGUACGGGGGCAGCGGCGCCGCGCCGGCAGCGAGGGCCGGCGGAGGGAUGGGCACGGGGCUCGGCCUCGGCCUCCUCGGCGGCGCGGUCGGGGGGUUGAUGAUCGGCGACAUGAUCGCCGACGCGGAGGUGGACGGGGCGUACGACGGCGGGUUCAUGGACGGCGUGGGCUUCUGAGUGUUUAGCGAUCGCUCGAUCGACCAGAAGGAAACGCGGCGCGGCGGCGCCGUUGAUGUUCAACACGGCUUGAUCUCGUCGGCAUCCUUGCGAAUCCAGGAUGAUUUUGUACUAGCGAACACGAACUGCAAUGUUCAAGCUCUGCAACAACUAACGUGUAUAUCAAAACACGGGGAUGAUGUUCAUGACCAACCGGGCUAAUUCUGUUGUUUCUUCUGUGUUCUUUCUCUCUUGUAACUUUCCGGCACGGAAAAUCACACUGUGUUAGCUUUCGUUGGAAGGUUAAAAAGAAUAUCAGUUUGACGAU